This is a messenger RNA of Rhipicephalus sanguineus (brown dog tick), 5022 nucleotides long. Its product is annotated as cytoplasmic dynein 1 heavy chain 1-like. Gene Ontology annotation, cellular component: dynein complex. Gene Ontology annotation, biological process: microtubule-based movement. Gene Ontology annotation, molecular function: ATP hydrolysis activity; dynein light intermediate chain binding; minus-end-directed microtubule motor activity. The record is from RefSeq and is a predicted model, not a curated record. NCBI's taxonomy places the organism in Eukaryota, Metazoa, Arthropoda, Arachnida, Ixodida, Ixodidae.
AUGGCAACUGAUCUUCAGAAGCGCAUGAGGCUGCGAAGCCCCGAACUCAAUGAUCAAACCCUGGCUUCCACAGCGCAUGCGAUCGGGCCUCAACAAGACCAGCUGGAGAAGUACAUUCCCAAGUGUCUCGUGUACGCCCUGCUGUGGUCGUUUGCGGGUGACGGCCGUCUGAAGGUGCGCUCUGAGCUGGGCGACUUCAUCCGCAGCGUGGCCACGGUGUCCCUGCCAGCCAACACAGGCAUGCCCAUCAUUGACUAUGAGGUGUCUCUGUCGACGGGCGAAUGGACCCCCUGGCAGAGCAAGGUGCCUCAGGUGGAAGUGGAAACUCACAAGGUGGCCGCGCCUGACGUGGUGGUGCCCACGGUGGACACUGUGCGCCACGAGGCCCUCCUCUACACGUGGCUGGCCGAGCACCGGCCCCUCGUGCUGUGCGGUCCGCCCGGCUCCGGCAAGACCAUGACCCUCUUCUCCGCUCUGCGCUCGUUGCCCGACAUGGAGGUGGUGGGCCUCAACUUCUCCAGUGCCACCACCCCCGAGCUGCUGCUAAAGACAUUCGACCACUACUGCGAGUACCGGCGCACCCCGAACGGCGUGGUGCUCUCCCAUCAGUUGGGCAAGUGGCUGGUGCUCUUCUGCGACGAGAUCAACCUGCCCGACAUGGACAAGUACGGGACGCAGCGUGUGAUCUCCUUCCUGCGGCAGCUGGUGGAGCAUGGAGGCUUCUACCGAACCACAGACCACACCGGGGUCCGUCUGGAGCGAAUCCAGUUCGUGGGCGCAUGCAACCCACCCACGGACCCGGCCGAAAGCCAGCUCCACAACAGGUUCCUACGACAUGUGCCCGUGGUCUACGUCGACUACCCGGGCGAGACGUCGCUCAAGCAGAUCUACGGCACCUUCAACCGCGCCAUGCUGCGCAUGGUGCCUUCGCUCAGAGCCUACGCAGAGCCCCUCACUGCUGCCAUGGUGGAGUUCUACCUCUUGUCUCAGGAGCGCUUCACCCAGGACAUGCAGCCGCACUACGUGUACAGCCCGCGUGAGCUGACCCGCUGGGUGCGGGGCAUCUGCGAGGCUCUGCGGCCACUCGAGACGCUACCCGUCGAGGGGCUGGUGCGCAUCUGGGCACACGAGGGACUCAGACUCUUCCAGGACAGACUGGUUGAGGAUGAGGAGCGUGCCUGGACAGAUGAGAACGUGGAUGUGGUGGCUCUGAAGCACUUCCCCAACAUCAACCAGGAUGAGGCACUGGGGCGGCCCAUCCUCUACAGCAACUGGCUCUCCAAGGACUACGUUCCCGUCAAGCGAGACGAGCUGCGGAACUACGUCAAGGCCAGGCUCAAGGUUUUCCUUGACGAAGAGGAGCUGGAUGUGCAGCUGGUCCGCAACGAGGUCCUUGACCGUGCUCCGCAUCGACCGUUCCGGCAGCCACAGGGUCACCUUCUGCUGAUCGGCGUGAGCGGCGCGGGCAAGACGACGCUGUCGCGCUUUGUGGCCUGGAUGAACGGCCUGAGCGUCUUCCAGAUCAAGGUCCACAACAAGUACACCGCGGCGGACUUUGACGAGGACCUGCGGUCGGUGCUGCGCCGGGCCGGGUGCAAGGCCGAGAAGAUCUGCUUCAUCCUGGACGAGGGCAACGUGCUGGAUUCGUCCUUCCUGGAGCGCAUGAACACCCUCCUGGCCAACGGCGAGGUGCCCGGCCUGUUCGAAGGGGACGAGUACGCGGCCCUCAUGACCCAGUGCAAGGAGGGCUCGCAGCGCGAGGGACUCAUGCUGGACUCGAGCGAGGAGCUGUACAAGUGGUUCACGGGGCAGGUGAUGCGCAACCUGCACGUCGUGUUCACCAUGAACCCGUCCUCCGAGGGACUCAAGGACAGGGCGGCCACAUCUCCAGCACUCUUCAACAGGUGUGUCCUGAACUGGUUUGGUGACUGGUCAGACGACGCCCUCUUCCAAGUGGGCAAAGAGUUCACCUCCAAGCUGGACAUUGACCGGACCAACUAUUCGGUGCCUGCGGAGCACUUCCCAGUGGCCGUGCCUGGCCUGAGGCUGCCCCCUGACCACAGGAGCGCCAUCGUUAAUGCCUUUGUGUACGUGCACCAGACGCUGCACAGGGCGAGCAGCCGGCUCGCCAAGCGUGGCGCCCGGUCCAUCACCAUCACGCCCCGCCACUACCUGGACUUCAUCAACCACUACGUCAAGCUGUUCAAUGAGAAACGCUCAGAGCUGGAGGAGCAGCAGCUCCACCUCAACGUAGGCCUGCAAAAGAUCCGCGAGACAGUCGAGCAGGUUGAGGAGCUGCAGAAAUCGCUGGCACUCAAGUCGCGUGAGCUGGAGGCCAAGAACCAGGCUGCCAAUGCCAAGCUCAAGGAGAUGCUGAAAGACCAACAGGAGGCCGAGAAGAAGAAAGUGCAGUCGCACGAGAUCCAAGCUCAGCUCAGGAAACAAGAAGAAAUCAUCGCCGAGAAACGUGCCAGUGUCAUGGCUGACCUGGCACAAGUCGAACCCGCUGUCAUUGAAGCACAGCAGGCGGUGAAGUCUAUCAAGAAGCAGCACCUGGUGGAGGUUCGGUCGAUGGGCAACCCACCAUUUGCGGUCAAGAUGGCCCUCGAGUCCAUCUGCCUGCUGCUCGGAGAGUCGACGACCGACUGGAAGGCCAUUCGCUCUGUCAUCAUCCGCGAGAACUUCAUCAACACCAUCGUCAACUUCAGCACGGACGAUAUCACCGAUGACAUCCGGAACAAGAUGAAGACCAAAUACCUGAACAACCCCGAGUUCAACUUUGAGAAGGUGAACCGUGCCAGUCUUGCCUGUGGGCCCAUGGUCAAGUGGGCCAUUGCUCAGAUCAACUUUGCGGACAUGCUGAAGCGUGUGGAGCCCCUGCGCAACGAACUGGCCAGCCUAGAAGCUGAGGCAGACAGCAACAAGCACAAUGCCGAAGAAAUCGACUCGGUCAUCGUGCAGCUGGAGAAGAGCAUUGCCUCUUACAAGGAGGAGUACGCCAACCUUGUGUCGCAGGCACAGGCCAUCAAGACCGACCUGGCCAACGUCCAGGCGAAGGUGGACCGCAGCAUUGCCCUGCUGAGCAGCUUGAGCUCUGAGAAGCAGCGUUGGGAGGACACAAGCGAGACCUUCAAGAACCAGAUGUCGACCAUCUCCGGCGACGUUCUUCUCGGCUCAGCAUUCCUGGCGUACGCUGGCUACUUUGACCAGCAGUACCGACAGAACCUCUUCAACAACUGGUGCGCCCACCUGCAACAGGCAGGCAUUCACUUCCGCCUCGAUCUGGCACGCACAGAGUACCUGUCGACGGCAGACGAACGCCUCCGCUGGCAAGCGAAUGCAUUGCCAACUGAUGACCUUUGCACAGAGAACGCCAUCAUGCUUAAGCGGUUCAACCGCUAUCCACUCAUCAUCGAUCCAUCCGGUCAAGCCACCAAGUACAUCCUCAAUGAGUUCCGAGAGCGCAAGAUUACCAAGACCAGCUUCCUAGAUGACUCCUUCCGGAAGAACUUGGAGAGUGCGUUGCGUUUCGGCAACCCAUUGCUUGUUCAGGAUGUGGAGAGCUACGACCCGAUCCUGAAUCCAGUGCUGAACAGAGAAGUUCGCAAGACGGGUGGCCGUGUCCUCAUCACGCUCGGUGACCAGGACAUUGACUUGUCGCCCACGUUCUGCAUUUUCUUGUCCACCCGGGACCCAACCGUGGAGUUCCCACCCGACCUUUGUUCGAGGGUAACCUUUGUCAACUUCACAGUGACCCGGAGCAGCUUGCAGAGCCAGUGCCUGAAUCAGGUCUUGAAGGCGGAGCGAGAGGACAUUGACGAGAAGCGCUCGGACCUCCUGAAACUUCAGGGAGAGUUCCAUGUGCGGCUGCGGCAGCUGGAGAAGUCUCUCCUCCAGGCCUUGAAUGACUCGAAAGGCAGGAUUCUGGAUGACGACAGUGUGAUAAGCACGCUAGAGAAGCUCAAGAACGAGGCGGCCGAGAUUUCGCGCAAGGUGGAAGAGACGGACAAGGUGAUGGCCGAGGUGGAGGCCGUCUCCCUCCAGUACCAGCCCCUGGCCCAGGCUUGCUCCUCCAUUUUCUUCACCCUUGAGGGUCUCCACCAGGCCCACUUCCUGUACCAGUACUCACUUCACUUCUUCCUGGAGAUCUAUAAUGACGUGCUGACCAACAACAGCCACCUGACGGGAAUAGUGGACCACACCUCACGACUCGGCAUCAUCACUAAGGACCUCUUCCAGGUGGUGUACACCAGGGUCACCCGGGGCAUGCUUCACGAAGACAAGUUGGUCUUUGCCUUGCUCCUUUGUCGAAUCCACCUCAGGGGAUUCUCUCAGGAAACCAACUUCGAGCAUGAGCUGAACCACCUGCUUCGAGGCAAGGAAGGCAUCCUGCCGGGUCAGCCAACCAUCCACGUUGCCGGUCUGUCACCUGACCAAUUAGAGGGCGCCACCGCACUGUCGAGACUGCCCGCAUUCCGCAGCCUCCAGCAACGCCUGGACGAGCAUCCGGACUUCCUGGGAUGGGUGGAGAGCACUGCUCCAGAGCGUGACGUGCCCGUCCUGUGGGAGGAGGGUUCGCGACCCCUGACCUCCGUGGGGCAGGCCAUGCACCAGCUUCUGGUGAUCCAGGCCUUCCGCCCAGACCGGGUCAUCGCCCAAGGCCACCAGGUGGUGACCUCCGUGCUUGGCAACGACUUCACCUCGGCCUCCGAAACAGAGCUGGACCUGGCUGCCGUCGUCGACAACGAGGUGAAGGCAGGCACUCCGAUCCUGAUGUGCUCAGUGCCUGGCUACGAUGCGAGUGGCCGGGUGGACGACUUGGCUGCCGAGCUGGGUCGCAGCAUCACAUCUCUGGCCAUGGGCUCGGCCGAGGGCUUCAGCCAGGCUGAGAAGGCCAUCAACGCUGCCUCCAAGAAUGGACGGUGCGUUGUUGAAACAGUUGCUCACUCUUUAGGAGGAGCAAAAGGACACGAGAGCCUUUAUCCUCAAAAGACUCGGCAGUACUGAGGCAGUUAGGUUUCA